GGGAGGGAGAGGGAGAGAGAGGGAGAAAGAGAGAGAGCAGAAAUGUAUUUUGUGCCUCACAUCUGCAGUGGGACAGCUGAAUUCUCUUCUCUACUCGUGUUCUGAUAUAUAAAGUGUAAAAUGAUCAUCUUUCUGACCAGGACUUCAUGUUUAAAAAGUGCCACGGCUGUUGAGGAGUGGAGCUUAAACGAGGCUGGUGAGACACCUUCAUGGGCAAGAAGAUGUGGUAGUUUAGUGGUGAAGGUGUUGGACUACUGAGUUCAUAUCACAGGUCCACCAAACUGCCACUGCUGGGAACCUCAGCAAGGCCCUUAAUCAGCAACGGCUCAGCUGACAUCAGCCAAAUAGAUUAAAUGUGAAGAGGAGACCUGCAGCUUGGACAGGAAGAUGAUGAAGAUGACAGUCCGCAGGAAACAUAACAUUAUUAAAGUGUUCAGCAAAACCAGGACACUACACAGUGAUGCGUACUGGGGAGAUCACACAUCCCAGAAUGCAUUGCUUCUCCUGGAAGACCACGCCCACCUCACCAUCGGCUCAGAGACUCGAGAGAGGCUUCUCCUACUUUCUACAGACUCACUUAUUGUCGCCAAAUCCAAGCCUCUCUAUCUGAAGCUGAAAACUUGUGUGAGUCUCUCUGACAUUUGGCUCGCUUCCUGUAUACAACGUGUCACAAACAGGAAGUUUAGAAGCGAGACCUCCUUUGUGAUUGGCUGGCCAACAACCAAUUACGUUGUGACAUUGAGUUCAUCAGAAACAAAAGACAAGUGGCUGUGUGCUUUACAGUGGCACAGUGAGAGAGCCAGGAAGUGUUUAAUCCCAAAUUGCAUCAUCCUGAAGGUUCAGCUGUUCGACUCAGUAACUACAGCGGUGAGCGUGGAUGUCAGUUCUACAGCCGAGAGCGUGGUUCAGAAGGUGAUACAGCAGAACGCUCUGACGGGCAAAGUCUCAGAAUACCAGCUUUGUGUGCUAAAUGACGGAGAGGAGGAAGUCUACCCACUUAUCGGUCACGAGCUGCCUUUCUGCAUCCUUCUAAACUCGCUGCGAGGUCAGAGGUCACGGCAGAUGCUCGGGAGACACCGAUGGCACAGUGCUGAUGAACUGCGUCUUACUGAGGACACGAACCAGUUCACAACAUCUCGCUUCAUACUGAAGAGUACAGCUGCAACACACACAUACAUCCAUGCAGGUUCUUUAAAGCACAAGGGGAAACAAUCUCUGAUUGGUCGGGCCCUGAGGAAAGGCCAUGGCCAAUCAGAAUCACAGCCUGACCUUCAGCCCGCCUCCAACAAACUGUUUGGCCAAUCACUGGCCUCGGUGUGUUCUGAUGGAAAUCUGCCCAAAGUGAUAAUGGACCUACUGUGUAUGCUGUACCAUCAGGGUCCUGAAACACAUGGAAUAUUCCGGCGCUCUGCGAAUGCUAAGAGCUGCAGGAUCCUGAAGGAGAAGCUGAACUUUGGACAUGGAGUUUCACUCUGUGGAGAAUCAGUGUUUGUUGCAGCGUCUCUCCUCACUGAGUUCCUGCGCAAGUUGCCUGGCAGUGUACUGGGCUGUGAUCUGUAUGAAGAUUGGAUAAAUGUCAUGAAAACUGUUGAUGAACAGGACAGAUGUUCCUCAGUGAUGAGUGUGCUAGCAAAGUUGCCCCAGGUCAACCGUACACUCCUGUGUUAUGUGUUUGGAGUGCUUCAUCAUAUACACACACACUCAGACAUGAAUCAGAUGACGGCGUCUAAUCUGGCUUUGUGUAUCGCACCCAACAUGUUGUGGAGACGCACCACGUUACACCCAGAGCAGGACAACCAGAGCACACUGGAGGUGGCUGCACUCGUCUGUUUCCUGAUAGAGAACACUCCCUCCAUCUUUGGCGAUGAAGCAGAAAAGGUUUUCACUGCUCUCUUGGACACAGCACAGGAAAACGAAGACCUCACAGUCGACACACCCCUGCCUCUUCACUCGUCCUCAGAAGAGACAGAUCUGGACUCUCUUCCUUCUCCUGUCUUCUCUCCAGACCUCGAGCAGUUCCUGCCACUGAACACUCUCUCCUUGAGUGGAAACAGGAACUUGUGCCCCUUUACACUUGCCACAAAUACCAGGGACGGCGGCUACACCUGCAGUGCGCUCGACUUCACGUCAACACAUCCGAGCUCGCUCGGCCAAUCGUGGGACAGGUGUCUUUCUGAGCCUUCCAUGAGCUUUGACACGACGACUCAUCCGCAAGCCCCGCCCCAUCCUCCUAUCAUUCGUCAAUCCAGCUGUGACGGCGUCAUGCACAACAAAAUGACCCGAUCAAAGAGCCCGGUGCUGCAGAGCCGCAGCAAAGGUGCAGGAAAAGGGCGCUAUGCUUUUUGGAAGUCUCCGCAGUUUCCUGCACGUUUCCGUCAUCCUGCUCAGCGAUUGGCCAGCAUGUCCAGUCUGUCGUCAGCGGCAACCUCGUCCCUCAGUUCACUGGAGAGCUUCGAGUGCGCCCCGAGUCCGAACGACGAUAAGACACGGCCAUUUUUGUUUGGCACUUCGGCCCGACUCCGGCCACUGACUCCGGAGAUGCCGAAGAAGCUGUGGACUAUGGCUUUCACUCAGGACGAACUUAAAGAUGGAGACACGAUUGGACAGAGAGAGGAAGAGAAAGAUGGAGGAGCUAAACAUUUGGACGAAAAUGAAGACAAGGGUAAAGCAAAGGAUGGACAAAUGACUGAAGUGGAUGGAGUCAUAAAAGAGGACAGAAGUGGAGUGAUAGAGGAGGGAGAUCGGGGGAUGCAGGCAGAGGAACAUGAUGAAGGAAUCUCACGCCACAUGCUACAUGAUAAUGAGGACAUGGAGCUGAGGAACAUACAAACUCCUUCACACACACACACUUGUCCCCUACACACCACACACACUAGCACACUGCACACAGACUUGCAAACAAUCCCAUCUAAAUGGGUCAAAACCAGCAGGAUGAAGAUCUCCUUGUUCCCUAGCAUGGGCUGGAAGAUGUUCAAACAGUCCAUGAGGGUUUCCGUGGAGACGGGAGGAGAGGCGGUUACCGUGGCACAGGUGAACACACCACAAACUCUGUCUUACGACCAGAAUGUCAACCUUGUGCUUCAGUCGGAAGGAGGACGAUGUAAGAUUAGCGACGGUGAGGGUGCUUGUACAUGUAAUGAGGUUUUCAUUAGCAAAGAGGCAGAAAGUGAUGAACUUCGCAUUAACACUGAAACUGAAAACGGCGUCUCUCUGAGUGACAGUGAUGUUAGCCAAACAGCUAGCAACAUUAGCACCAGUGAUUCCUUUAACCAACGUGCAGCUGACUUUAGCCAGAACGUCCACAGCGCUAGCAUAAAUGCUUCUGCUAGCACAGACAACAAGAUUAGCAUCAAUGUGAAUGAUUCUAUUCAGACCAAUGCUGGAAAUGGAGCUAGACGUCCUGCUACCACUGACUGCGUUGUUAGCAUUAGCAACAUAGGCUACGAUAGUGACAGCACACACGUAAUGCAGAGUGCUUCCACUAGCAUGAGCCGUACAGUUAGAAAUAGCGUACUGGACUGCAUUAAUGACAUCAACUCUGUUUCUCAUAGCUCAAGCCCAAGCCAUGGCGUUAGCAUUAACACAGUUAGCCACAGUGUUAGCAUUACUCAAAGCAAUGCUAAUCAGGAUGCAGAAUCAUCUACCAAAACAUCGCUCCGACAAACCAUACGCAUACGGCUACCAUCUACAGUACGCAGCAGCGUCAGAGCAUACUUUAGCCCCGCCCACACAAUCACACACACAGACACUCAGUGACACACACACAGACACUCAGUGACACACACACACAGACACUCAGUGACACAGACACUCAGUGACACAC
Tachysurus fulvidraco (yellow catfish) is the source of this 3823-nucleotide messenger RNA. RefSeq names its product Rho GTPase activating protein 20b (gene arhgap20b). Bases 388 to 3756 code for a protein of 1122 amino acids. Gene Ontology annotation, molecular function: GTPase activator activity. Gene Ontology annotation, biological process: regulation of Rho protein signal transduction; signal transduction. Lineage: Eukaryota; Metazoa; Chordata; Actinopteri; Siluriformes; Bagridae. The transcript has 15 exons. The record is from RefSeq and is a predicted model, not a curated record.